AUGGACAGUGAAGAAGACGAGGACUUCGGCCUUAAGCCAGGUUCUGUGAUUGAAUCGUCCCAUGCGAAAUACAUCAUUGAUAAACUGUUGGGUGAAGGUGGAUUCGGUGCUGUGUAUCGUGUACAUGAUGCCAGCAAUUCCAGUCUGGAGUAUGCACUCAAAGUGGAACGGAAGCUUGAAACUCGGAAAGAUUCCAAGCUUAAGAUGGAGAUCGCCAUUUUAAAAUUGGUAUCAAUGGAGAGGGCAGAAAAAUCACAUUUUACCAAGAUAAUCGACCGUGGUAAAAAGGAAAAAUUUUUCUUCCUUGUAAUGCAGCUUGUUGGAAAGUCCCUUGCAGAUCUGAAAGCAAUGAGGCCACAUAAAGUAUUCUCAAUGCAUACUGGUCUUGGUGCUUCCAUACAGUGUCUCGAAGCCGUGGAGGAUCUUCAUAAACAUGGUUUCAUCCAUAGAGAUUUGAAGCCUGCCAAUUAUGCAACCGGACUCGGAGAUCAAAUACGAUGUAUUUAUAUCCUCGAUUUCGGGAUAGCACGCAGGAUUCUCAAUGACAAAGGUGAAAUCAAAACACCUCGCGUCACGGUAGGGUUCAAAGGUACUGUGAAAUUCGCACCGAUAGCCUGUCACAAACGGAAGGAGUUAGGACCAAAAGACGAUUGCGAGUCAUGGUUUUACCUUCUUCUCGAUUUGUUAGUCGUAACAGGUCUACCGUGGAGGAAAAUCUCAGACAAGAACGACGUGAUGCGAGUGAAGGAAGAAUCCCGCAGCAAUCGAGACAAACUGUUCUAUGGAAUGAAAUGCAAGGAAGAAUUCGGUAAAAUAAUGGAGUAUAUCGAUUCGUUGCAUUAUGAGGACCGCGUCGAUUACUCGUACAUCUACGAGCUUUUAAAGACGUCGGCGAUUAUCUGCGAGUGCAAACUCACUGACGCAUACGACUGGGAAGAUUCGGGACGAAAAAGAUAA
Messenger RNA from Thelazia callipaeda (thelaziosis nematode), 957 nucleotides. NCBI's taxonomy places the organism in Eukaryota, Metazoa, Nematoda, Chromadorea, Rhabditida, Thelaziidae. The record is from the annotation of a GenBank genome assembly.